AUGUCCAUCCUCGACCUCCCGCCGGAGGUCCUCGGCCACAUCAUCGCCCUCGCGCCGACCGCCUACCCCGCCCUCGCCGCCGUCUCCCGCUCCUUCAACUCCGCAUCCGCGCCCUUUUCUCUGCACACCGUGCACGUCUCCGGGCUGCCCGCCAUCCGCCGGCUCAUCGCCCAGCUCGAGGCCCACAAGGCGCGCGCCGAGUCCGAAGGGCGCGCGUACGUGGGCAAGGUCGCGCACCUCUUCCUCUGCGACCUCCCGCCGCGCACGGCGCGCGUGCCCGGCGUGGACGACGUCCUCCGCAGCUGCGCCUGCGACGCCCGCGCGGACGCGCACGCGCUCCUCCAGGCGUACAUCGCGCUCCUGCCGCUCGUCGCGCCCGCGCUGCGCGCGCUCAGCGUGCUCUCGUACAACCCGCACAUCACGCCCUACCGCGUCCUCCUCGACACGCCCUUCCCGCGCCUGCGCGUCUUGGAGGUGCGCUUCACGGCCAUCGCGUACUGCGCGCAGAUGGACCCCGCGCGCGCGCCGACGAUGCCCGCGCUGACGCACCUGCAUCUGGCGUUUGGCGUGCCCCCGACCAUGGCCGACGAGCCGGCGGGCUUGGUGGAGAUGGCCGCGGCGUGUGCGCCGGGGCUGAGAGAGGUGCGGUUCACGAAUGUGAGGCUGGGCAGGGCGUGCGCGGGCGCCGUGCGCCGGAUGCUGGGGCUCCGCGGGGGGAAGCGCGGGAGGGCGGAGAGCGUGAUGACGCUAGUCGAGGAGGCGCAGGGGGAGGAGGACUCGGAAACGCAGUCGGACACCGACUCGACGGCGGCGGUCGCCGACUUUGGGGGCGACGGCACCGACGUAGACGACCAGGAGAGCGGGCCGCGCCUGGCGGCGGUGUACGUCCAGCCCGCGCCGCCCGGGGGGAGCGUGCCCUGGUGGACCGUCUACCAGCGCGAGAUGCUGGCGGAGCUGAAGAGCCUCGCGAGGGGGGCCGUGUUCGAGGCUGCUUUGGCGUGCCUUGUCGGGGAUGGGGAGAAGCGGGGAGCGGGGACAGGCACGCUGGUGGUGCUCGACCCGCCCGCGGACGGGGCAGGCGGGUAUGAGGCAUGGAGGACAAGGUGGGAGGCGGGCGUGGGGUUUUUGCCGGAGUUUGGGGAGGUGAUUGGGGGUGGGGAGGGCGCCGAGAAGGUGAAGGUGGAUAGCGCGGUGAGUGCGACGUCGCCGUGGAGGAUGUAUUGAGCGCGGGCGCUCGCUGGCUGCUCUUUGGUGUCUGGUGUCUUGCUCCCACUCCUGGAUUCGCGCCCCCAAUUCUACUCUGCACACGCCCUCGCUAUCGGGGCCGCUCCCACUCGCGGCAUAAUUUAUUCCCCUCGUCACGUUCUUGGUCGUUCACAUCGGGUCCUCGGGAGUACACUAGAGCUAUGCGGUCGUCUCUGUCUUGGAAGAUUACGGGUCCACGGCUUGGUGCGAAAGAGUAUACUAGUAUUCUGCAUUCGGGACUAGACUGUCUUUCCUGGAGUCAUCGUCAUCAUGGGUUUCUCGGCUGUGCACAUGCAUGCAUCCAUCCGUUCAUCUUCGCAUCGUUUUGGGUCAUUUUGCAUGCAUGGGUUUUGGGUCUCGGUCGGGUUGAUUUAUAAGUCGUAUCUAAUAGCGGGUUGUUUGGUGUACAUUGGGUUGGGUUACUAUUAAUAGGGUUUAUGGGUUAGUUGAAGGUGUACUUGGGUGAUGGGUGAUGGGUUAAUGAUCAUGAGCGUCCAAGUGGUUUGGGG
Gloeophyllum trabeum ATCC 11539 is the source of this 1754-nucleotide messenger RNA. RefSeq lists its product as uncharacterized. NCBI's taxonomy places the organism in Eukaryota, Fungi, Basidiomycota, Agaricomycetes, Gloeophyllales, Gloeophyllaceae. The record is from RefSeq and is a predicted model, not a curated record. The coding region runs from base 1 to 1224 and encodes 407 amino acids. The transcript has 2 exons.